AGCUUGGUGACUCGGCACAGCCUAUCUAUCUCCAUAUAUCGAUACCUUGAAUCAGCGACGAUCGGCAAACGACAGUCCCGCAGACACCCCCUGAAAGCAAUCCGUGUCUUGUUCAGUCCCAAGCCAUGAUCAACCGAUGGAAAAAUUGGCUCAACAUGUGCCUCCUGCUUUCCAGGCUGCUGCCCGUGAUAUUCGUGGUCUCAAUCGUUGCAUGGUCAAGCUACGUAUACCUGACACACCUCGUGCCCUCGCUCUUCACUCACGGAUACGGAAUGUCUGCUGCACUCUAUAUCAUGGGAUACCUGCCGCUCGUGGGUCUGUUCAUGAUGAGCUAUUACAAGAUCGUGACUGUGCAUCCCGGAACCCCCGUCGUCAAGUUCUCUCUGGGUCCGCACGGUGCUCACGACGACUUUGAGCUUGAGGAGCCUGACAUGCAUCCUCCGCCUCUGGCCCCCAAUCCCGUCGUGGGGACCGAUGGCUUUGUCGAGGACGACGAGGGAUUCAGCUACGAGACCGCCCCGCACGGCUCGUCGUCAUACCACAAUCGGUUUGGAUCAGGGACCGGCAUUGUCGGUGGACACGUCCCCAUCUCGCAGUACGACCCCGACGACUUUAUCCGCCGCGACGACGAUCCGAUUGCGAAUCGAGACUCGAUCGAUCAGCCGACCUGGCGGGCUCUCGAGCUCAAACGGGACGGCUCCAAGCGAUACUGCAACAAGUGCAAAAUCUACAAGCCUGAUCGAUGCCACCACUGCUCCGCCUGCGAUCAAUGCAUCCUGAAGAUGGACCAUCACUGCCCCUGGAUCAACAACUGUGUGGGAUUUCGCAACUACAAGUAUUUCUAUCUCUUUGUCAGCUAUGGGGCCCUCUACUGUAUAUAUGUGUUCGGAACGGCCUUGGGAACAUUCCUGUCGCAGCAGUCGCUCUCGAUCAUUGAAGUCGACUUGCAGCUCCUUUUGUUGAUUAUGCUCUCGGGCAUCUUUGGGCUCUGCUUGCUGGGCUUUUCUGGGCUGCACACCACCUUGCUCCUCACAAACACCACCACAAUUGAGUCAAUCGAAGGUGCUCGGACCAUCCGUCUUCCGGAUGGAUCGUCCGCGAGGACGGGCAAGGUCAACAUCUACAAUCUCGGCUGGAAGAAGAACGCCUCGCAGGUCAUGGGUCAGCGGGGUUGGUGGAGCUGGCUUCUGCCUGUGUCCGAUGAAUUUGGCGACGGCCAUUCAUUCGAGAUCAACCAAAGCGCCUACACGAAGAUUCAAGGGGGUGUGUAGAGGCCAUGCCCAUCUGGCGCGCCAAAGCACCAUGUUUCUCCCCCUCCCUUCUCAUCAUUGGCCAGUCGCCGUCACGUCGCAAAUGCUAGACAGCAAUCGCGCAUUCUUGUCAUCAUUCCAA
This is a messenger RNA of Polychytrium aggregatum, 1392 nucleotides long. RefSeq names its product DHHC palmitoyltransferase-domain-containing protein. The coding region runs from base 126 to 1271 and encodes 381 amino acids. Gene Ontology annotation, cellular component: endoplasmic reticulum; Golgi apparatus. Gene Ontology annotation, biological process: peptidyl-L-cysteine S-palmitoylation; protein targeting to membrane. The transcript is spliced from 8 exons. The record is from RefSeq and is a predicted model, not a curated record. Gene Ontology annotation, molecular function: protein-cysteine S-palmitoyltransferase activity. NCBI's taxonomy places the organism in Eukaryota, Fungi, Chytridiomycota, Chytridiomycetes, Polychytriales.